Molecule: messenger RNA, 1759 nt
Organism: Glossina fuscipes
Lineage: Eukaryota; Metazoa; Arthropoda; Insecta; Diptera; Glossinidae
Product: cytosol aminopeptidase-like
Exons: 3
Coding region: 29-1684 (551 amino acids)
Biological process (GO): proteolysis
Cellular component (GO): cytoplasm
Molecular function (GO): metalloaminopeptidase activity; manganese ion binding
Source: RefSeq, a predicted model, not a curated record
UGAUAAAUUGUAAUUUUCACACCCCAUCAUGUUUAAAAUGCUACGUUUGAAUGCCUCCGCGAAAUGCAUCGCAAAUAUUUUUAAUCCGAUGCGCAGAUAUGCUCAUCAGGCCAUUAAUCAGAUGCUGCAAUUGCAACACACCGAAAUCUGUGCAGAUUCUCCGUCCCGGGGUUUAGUCCUGGGAGUAUACGCUGAUGAGGACGAUAAGACAGAUACAGGCAUUCUGACGCCAGCAGCGUGGCGCUACAAUGUUUCGAGAACGAACGGACGUUUGAUUGAGGUGCUGCGCAUGUCAGGCCCAAUGCCUAAACGAGGCGAAGCAAGGAUUCUGUUUGCCGUGGAAGUUGAUAAAACUCCCUACUACUCGGCUGUUGCUGUCGUUGGUUUAGGCAAAGAAUGCUUAGGCUACAAUCCUUACGAGUUACUUGAUGAGCAAAAGGAAACUAUUCGUCGGUCCGUCGCGAAGGCCUGUAUGGAAUUGGGUAGAAUAGAUACAAGUCGUAUUGAGGUCGAAGAUUGUGGGCACGCUGAGUCCGCCGCCGAAGGCGCAGCGUUGGGUAUAUGGGCGUAUCAAGAGCUAAAAAGUAGAAGCGCUCGCAUUACUAUACCCGCUAUUGACCUGUACACCACCAAAGAAAGCGUCUGCGAUCUUGAAGGGUGGCGUAUUGGUCUCCAGAAAGCGGCAGCGCAAAAUCUAACACGUCAGCUGCAGGAAAUGCCCGCAAACCUUUUGACACCGACCACGUUCGCCCAAAACGUCGUUGAAGUAUUGUGUAAGUCUGGCGUAAAUGUUGAGGUUAAAGUCGAAGGAUGGGCGGAGAGCCAAGUAAUGAAUGCCUUUUUGUCAGUCGGAAAGGCAUCUUGCGAACCGCCCAUCUUUUUAGAGCUCAGUUACUAUGGAACAUCGCCCGAAGAAAGGCCGAUCGUUUUAGUAGGGCAAGGGGUAACAUACGAUUGUGGUGGUCUUUGCCUAAAAGAUUGUCCAACGCUAAAAUGGAUGCGUGGCGACAUGACUGGAGCAGCAGUCGUUGUUGCAGCAUGCCGAGCAGUAGCGGCGUUGCGUUUACCGGUGAAUAUAAGAGGUCUGAUACCGCUUUGCGAGAAUGUGAUGGGCUGUAAUUCAUUUCGUCCUGGGGAUACCGUGAAAAGCAUGAACGGAAAGCACAUCAAAAUUAAUUGUACUGAUCAUGAAGAUAUUUUAGUUUUGGCCGAUACACUAUUGUAUGCUCAAAAUUUUUGUCCUAAAUGCAUUGUCGACGUCGGUAAUACAUCCCCAUGGUCGCAUGAUGUUUUGGGAGAGGCCGCGAGCGGUGUUUACACCAAUUCAGAAAUUUUAUGGCAGCAAAUUAAACAUGCCAGCAUGCAUACGGGGGAUCGGGUGUGGCGUAUGCCUUUAUGGGACUAUUACACCAGUGAAGUAACAAAAACUGAUUCCGCUGAUUUAGCAAAUUAUGGUGCUGGUCGUGGCGGACGGCCAUGCAAGGCUGCUGCGUUUCUAAGAGAAUUUGUACCUUGUGGCCAAUGGAUGCAUAUUGAUUCUUCGAAUGUCAUGACUACAAAAGGCACCACCUUCGAAUAUCUACGCGCAGGCAUGGCCGGUCGUCCAACACGUACUCUGAUUGAAUUUAUCGCUCAGACUAUUUGCAAGGACACAGCUCCUAAGUUUCCUAAAAAGCAAAACUAAAAUCGGUCUCUCCCGCUUGUCAUAAUGCUGCUAAUUAAAUUUUUCAUCCAUUUCAAGCACUUUCUCCGUUUGGUG